AUGGGUUUCUCCGGCCAUUUCCGUGGCCUCUCGCCUACUGGCGGUCGGCAUAUCGCGACUGGCCCACGAGCGUCGACUGGCAUGGUCCAUCUGGGCUCCUCUCUUGAUCCAUACGAGGCGCCCCGAAGCCGACACGAUUAUGAUGACCACUAUUACCCCUCGGACGUGGGCUAUACCAGCACAUACCGCCAUCACCCCCGCCACCGGUCCACAAUCGAUGUUCAGCCCGUUUCUACCCAGAAAUACCGUGAACCCGGUCACUCAACAAAGAAGCGAACCGAAUAUGCAAUUCAGCCGCAAACCAGACACCGAAGUCACACCGUAUCCGCAACAGACAUCUAUGAUAUCCCCGGCCGGCCGGCUGUGCCGUCAUCCUCAUCAUCACAUCUUCGCCCGGUCCACGGCUCGGGCCACGACCAUCGCACUCCUAGUCCUCUCCACGCAGAGCCCUCACGCCACAUGAUUCCCACCACCUCUUCUCGUCAUGGCGGUGGUCACCGACGGGUGUAUAGCACUGACUACGCAAGCGACACUGGCCGCCUGGAAAUGCGGGAUUGUGCGAGACACCGACCAGGCGCCCAUCACGGUGCACACCGUGUUCAGCCACCGGCGGGCCGGCGGCGGUAUCCGCCCUACGAUGGGCCCAAGAAGGGAUAUAACAUUGAUAACUACGAUGCCUACUCCUACACUGGGCCAGGCGAGGAAGCCAGACGAGACUUGUCCGGCGACUAUCCCAUUGUACGUCCGCGCCAUCCCUCAGGUCGGUCAUCCAUUGACCGGCCGAUGAGCAUGAAUCUGGCCGAGGAUCACCCUCAAUGGCUGGGGCGCAGCAAGGAACCCCGCUCACACGGGCCGCCCCCUACUUCUUGGGGUCUGGACAAGAUCGAUCGCGACGGCCGGCCUCGAAGCUCUGCUCGAGGUUUCGAUGAGCACCGGGAUACCUCUAGAACAAGGGCACCCGCCGGCCACGAGCGUGCUUUGGUGCCCUUGCCCCAUGAAUCCGACGAUGACUAUUACAGUGAUGUCCACCGCAGAUCGCGUCGCGAGGACCACCGGCGCCAUGUGGAUGAUCGGUCCCCGCGACCACACAAUGGCGGUAACGAUCGGGCGUUGGCUGUAGCCGGGCUUGGUACAGCUGCCCUGGCUAGUGGUUUCCCGGAUGCUUCCGACCACGAACAACCCAGACCUGGGAGACGCCGUCACCGACGCCGCGAGGCCGAGCGCGACUACGACUCCGCCCAGCCCUCCACUAGGGAGGUUGCAGAGAGUGGCCCCUCCAAAUCGGAGCGAGGCAAGCAUCUAUACCUAGAGCCCGGUGAUGCCCACCGUCGACGUACGUAUUCGCGGAGACGAAACACCCGACGCUCGGAGAGUGACUCGGAGGUCUAUACGGACGAUGAAGACCUCCACAAGUACAGGCGUGAACCUGCCGCAGCACCACAUCGGAGCAGACAUAGCAGUACCGAUACCAGCAGUGCGGAAGACCGCUCGGCUAGACGUCCCCCACGAGACUGGUCGCACCAUCGGUCUCGCUCACGGCGGGCCCCUGAAGAUGGACGGUCCUCGGAGGUGCGAAGCCCUCCGUCCAUUGACCAUCGAGAGGAAGUUCGCAAGCCGGUUACUGUUGAACCCCCUGCCACAAUAGAGCCUGAGCAGCCCGCGCCCAAGGGCAUUCUCAAGCCCCCUAAGAAGGCGUUCCCUGAAGAGCCCAACCCAAUAAGAGAAGGCGUGGCUCCGUUGAAGGAUGCUAACAAAAACGGAAUUCCACCGACGGCUCGAUGGACCAAGAUCGACCGACGUCUCGUUAAUCCCGCUGCACUGGAAGCGGGCAACGAGCGAUACGAGGAGCGACCGGACUUCGUAAUCGUGCUGCGGGUUCUGACCAAGGAGGAGAUCCAGGCGUAUGCUCUGAAGACACAGGAGAUUCGAGAUGCCCGUCGCGAUGAGUACGUUCGCGACAAGCGCCAGCGCAGAGAGGAAGACCAGCGCCAUGGUCGCCGUGGCCAGGAAUCUUCCAGCGAUGACGAGAACGAGAGCUCGGACGAGCCGAUGAAGAUCGAGGCACCCCCAGUUCCCGAUGCGAACAUGUCUCUGCCGAUGCGGUCUCGUCCUGCAAGUCACUCGCCACCGCUACCCGAGCGCCCACCCGCCGUCCAGGCGUAG
This is a messenger RNA of Penicillium brasilianum, 2163 nucleotides long. The record is from the annotation of a GenBank genome assembly. NCBI's taxonomy places the organism in Eukaryota, Fungi, Ascomycota, Eurotiomycetes, Eurotiales, Aspergillaceae.